Messenger RNA from Ictidomys tridecemlineatus (thirteen-lined ground squirrel), 3100 nucleotides. It is a transcript of the gene Tmem154, whose product is annotated as transmembrane protein 154. The record is from RefSeq and is a predicted model, not a curated record. NCBI's taxonomy places the organism in Eukaryota, Metazoa, Chordata, Mammalia, Rodentia, Sciuridae.
ACAGGCAAACACCUCUCCUUCAAGUGAGCACCGACCCAAACCAGCAGGAAACAGGAAAUGUGCGCGCUGGAGGGAGGUCGGGGCGCCGCGCCGCAUCCUGACCGCACCGAGGCUCGCUGACAUGACCGCUGCCCGCGCCGCCCUGGUCUUCGCCCUGGGACUCGUCCCCGUCCGCCCGGGUAAUGGUGACGAAUCAGAAGAUACAUCUCUAUCCCCAGAAAACGAAGCCACAGCUGAAGAGACCACCUCAAGUGUGUUGACUACAACAACCCCAGAAACAGUAUCUGCAAAUACGACUUCUAUCCACAUCGCCGAGGACACAGAUCAGUUAGAGUUUAUAUUAAUGGUGUUGAUCCCAUUGAUUUCCUCGGUCCUCCUACUUUUAUUAGUGGCACUCCUUGUGAGGUACUGUAGGAGAAAGAGAACUAAACAAGAGCCUUCUAGCCAAGGAUCUCAAAGUGCUUUACAGACAUAUGAACUGGGAAGUGAAAACCUGAAAGUCCCUAUUUUCGAGGAAGACACACCAUCUGUCAUGGAAAUAGAGAUGGAAGAACUGGAUAAAUGGAUGAACAGCAUGAAUAGAAAUGCCGACUAUGAAUGUUUACCUACUUUAAAAGAAGAAAAGGAAUCAAACCACAACCCAAGUGACAAUGAAUCCUAAACCUGAAAGGUGCUGAUGUUGUCCAAGAGGAGUGGCCACUGAGGAAGCCCUCCUGUCCUGCCCACCGAGGAGGAAGAUGAACUUAAUGAAUUUCAAAUCUAUGUAGAUGCAAGAACCUUCGGCUGUUCCUUCUACCACCCACUCCUCUGACGAUGGCAGCACCUGGACUUGGAAGAAAGAACGAUUGAAAUGUGCUGAGAAAGGCUGGCUGCUGUCCAGCCCUGCUCCCAGGCUGGAGGAGUCCUGUGACACCUCGGCUUCUGAUGGGUGGGCACCCCUCCUGGCAGCCGGCUUGCAGCUGCCCUCACUCUGGCCACCCUUGCUAGGUCCUCCUCACCUGUCCUCAGGGUUUUCGUCAGGAAGCGGCUUUAUCUCUGGUUUCCUUCUGAGUCACCUUAUUACCUAACCACUUUGGACAGUGUCCUGUCAUUAUUCAAGUCCUCUGAUAGGUCAAUGGCGUUCAACAGGAACUGUCCUCCAGGACACUUAUGUCAUGGAAAAGACAUCAAACAAAGCAAGCAAGCGCUUCAAUGUCUCCACUGUCCCAAGGGUUGGAAAGCACAUUUCUACCUGCCAAGAAGAUGCAGUGAGAGAGUCCAUGGUCCUGAUGAGGUGUCGCCAGGUGACUUGUAGACUUGACUUGGCCACAUCCAAAUGACCCUUGGGGACUUCUCAGAAUCUCCAGAGAAAGAACCAAACCCGCACUUUGCUUCUCAGCUAAAGUCACCUCUACUUGGAGCAUUCCCCUAAAGCUCUUUCCCUUAUCUGUGAUCUACGGGCAGGGAAUAUGUGCAGGUGGGGACCUCUGUCACCCUUCUUCUUCUCCGAGAUCGAGAUCGUUGAGGUUAUUUGAAACAAACAGAUUAGGAACAGGAUAUAGUUGUACCUGAGGCUGGUGUUACUCAUCGAGCACAGCCUGCCUUCCUGCCGAGCUGGGACCAACCUCUUGUCCCUAACACAGUUCUCCACGAGGUCACUAUCAGUCCAUCGGAGAUGACAUUCUACGCGGUAUUUAUGGACAACCUGUUGCUGAAAGCAAUGGUGGAAAAUGGAGAAGGGCUCAUUGGCCAUUCCCUCAUCACGUAAAAUCAUCUUCAUCUAAUCCUUAGUGUUCUCAUUCUGACCUUUGAAAAGCCAUCUAGCAAAUUGAGAGGCCUCAGCUCUCCUAGGACAUUUGAUAUUUUAUUCCAGGAAAGAAACCAAGAAUGAAAACUUUAUUUAUUUUGCUAACAGCGUGUAAACUGAAAGGAGAUUUGAGGGUAACCAAACUUUUGCUGUUGAAUUUGGGGUCUGUGUUUGAAAGGCUGCCUUAAUGCAAAGUGAAACUCCUCCACACCUGACUUUUAGGGUUCCUUUAACAAAUUUCUUGCCUUUAGAGCUAUGCAGAUUUUUAUUUUUACUUUUGGUACCAGGGAUGGAACCCAGGGCGCUUAAACACUGAGCCACAUCCCCAGCCCUUUUUUAUAUUUUAUUUAGAGGCAGGGUCUUGCUGAGUUGCUGAGGCUGGCUUUGAACUCAUGAUCCUCCUGCCUCAGCCUCCUGAGCCCCAGGGAAUACAGGUGUGCACCACCUUGCCCAACCUUAUGCAGAUAAUUUUAAAGGCUGGGUUCCAAGCCAGCGAGGUCUCUAUACAAUGAGGCAUCAGUGUCUGGUUUGUUUGAGCCCUGAAGUCAUGUGUCCUGGGACCAUGCAGUGCCUUGAUAAAAGACAGUCUUCUUUGUGGGUUAUAACUUAAUAGAUUUGUCUGUCAUCCUCUCAUUAGCACAUCCUAUGUGACUUUUUGUUUUCGUUGCUGUUUUGCAUAUUCAUAAUCAACUUAUGGUCCAUGGUGAUUCUCAGAUAUUUAUGCCAACAUUGCUGUUUUCCAGAUCAUCACACAACUUGUCUAUUUUUCUGCUUAGCGUUGUUACUUCAAGUUUGUUUCUCAUGAACCCGUUGGAUUCUUAGAAGAGAUUCAAUUUGCUUUUUGCUCUCUUUAGGCAUCUAAGAUCUUUGCUAGGCACUCAGUCCUCUAACCUUGAUUGAACCCUAUCAAAUAAUGAACUGAGAAGUUCUGAGAAGUAUAACGGAUCCUGGAAUCUCACUUGGAUGAAGCAAAAUCUUAUGAGAUGAUAAAAACACUUCUCAAAAUUUGGCAUUUUAAAUAACUUCAGAUUCCAGAAGAUACAAACUUCAGCAACAUGUAAUUGAGUGUAUAUCUGAGAAAUGUACUGACCUCUAUAAUUGCACAGUGUGUGAGGCACUUUUUAAAAAGAGGUUCUUCUGGUAAAGUAUUCAAGCCAUUAAUCCUAGCACCCUGCAUCUCUUUAUUACUAUUCAAUCAAUGUGUAUCCUUAACAAUUCCAAGAAUUGCUCUUAACCUCAAACUUAAUUUUAUGUUUCAGAUUAUUACUUGUAAAAAAAAAAGUCAUUAAUCUGCUCUAAUUGGAUAGCCAAUAA